Messenger RNA from Pleuronectes platessa (European plaice), 2095 nucleotides. It is a transcript of the gene uap1l1, whose product is annotated as UDP-N-acetylglucosamine pyrophosphorylase 1, like 1. Gene Ontology annotation, molecular function: UDP-N-acetylglucosamine diphosphorylase activity. The record is from RefSeq and is a predicted model, not a curated record. The coding region runs from base 321 to 1850 and encodes 509 amino acids. NCBI's taxonomy places the organism in Eukaryota, Metazoa, Chordata, Actinopteri, Pleuronectiformes, Pleuronectidae. The transcript is spliced from 9 exons. Gene Ontology annotation, biological process: UDP-N-acetylglucosamine biosynthetic process.
UCUGUUCACAUGUUACUGUAACUGUUGUUUUCCACAGGUGAACUUCGGACUCAGACUUUCAGUGGAGUUUUUACCGGGACGCUCUGACGUUGCUCUGCAGGCUCUGGACGUCUGGUCCCCGGGGUGAACAGCCUGGAACUCGGCCUGUUGUUCCAACCUGCAGCUGCUCCAGGAUUUCCGGGUAAAUCCUCCACAUCAGAUCCGUGUGCUGAGCCUCAGCUGCGGUCACGAGUCUCUCACACCCCGCGCUCACUUCCUGCAGCUUCGCCCCGGACAGACAGGUCUGCUCUCCCGGUGACUGCAGCUCGGCUCCCCGGGACAUGUCUUCUCUGGAGGUGGUGAAGCGGGGCCUGGAGCUCGCAGGGCAGCGGCAUGUUCUUCAGUUCUGGCCGGAGCUGGAUGAGGAGGAGAGGGAGCGGUUCCUCCAGGAGCUGGCUCUGCUGGACCUGGACGGGCUGCGGGCUCACUGUGAGCGGGCUGCGGCCGCUGCUGCUGCUCCUCCGGCCGGCGGGGACCGACACAUCGAGCCGGUUCCUCCGGAGCUCAUCGGCAGCGUGAAGAAAAGUGACCCAGAGAGUCUGUCCGCCUGGGGGGAGGAAGGGCUGCUGCAGAUCUCUCAGAACCGGGUCGGGGUCCUGCUCCUGGCCGGAGGUCAGGGGACCCGGCUCGGGGUCCAGUACCCCAAAGGGAUGUACAACGUCGGGCUGCCAAGCAACAAAACCUUGUACCAGAUCCAGGCCGAGCGAAUUCACAAAAUCCAGCAGCUGGCAGAUGUUCAGCGUGGAUCCAAAUGCUCAGUACCAUGGUACAUAAUGACCAGUGAGUUCACUCUGGCUCCCACUCAGAAGUUCUUCAAGGAGAACAACUACUUCGGUCUGGAGCCGUCCAACGUCAUCCUGUUCGAGCAGAGGAUGAUUCCAGCUGUGACCUUCGAUGGAAAGGUCAUCCUGCAGGGGAGAGGGAAGAUCGCCAUGGCUCCAGAUGGUAACGGCGGACUGUACCAGGCGCUGGUGGACAACAAGGUUCUGGAGGACAUGAGGAGGAGGGGGGUGGAAUACCUGCACGUGUACUGUGUGGACAACAUCCUGGUCAAGAUGGCCGACCCCGUGUUCAUCGGGUUCUGCGUGAGCAAAGGGGCCGACUGCGGCGCCAAGGUGGUGGAGAAGGCGUACCCCACAGAGCCAGUGGGCGUGGUCUGCAGGGUGCAGGGCGUGUCCCAGGUGGUGGAAUACAGUGAGAUCCAUCCAGACACGGCCGAGCUGCGAGGACCUGGAGGAGAGCUGGUCUACGGAGCAGGAAACAUCUGCAUCCACUUCUUCACCAGAGCGUUCCUGCAGGAGGUGGCAGAGAAAUUUGAAAGUCAACUCAAACCACACGUCGCGAUCAAGAAGGUUCCCUUCGUGGACUCGGAGGGGAAUCAGGUCAAACCCACCAAACCCAACGGAAUAAAGAUGGAGAAGUUUGUUUUCGACGUGUUUCCCUUCUCCAGGAACUUCGUUGCCUUUGAGGUUUUAAGAGAAGAAGAGUUUUCUCCUCUGAAAAAUGCCGACAGUGCAUCGACCGACAACCCGACCACGGCCAGGAACUCUCUGCUGACUCAGCACUGCCGCUGGGCCGCGGCCGCCGGGGCGACGCUGCUGGACCAGCACGAGAAACCAGUUCCUCCUGGAGCCAGGUCACUGACUCACAAUGCUCCUCAUGACUUCACUGUGUCCUGCUCAUCGAAGUCCAUAGAUCCAUCAGAUCUACUUUGUUUAAGUGAUGUCGUAGUGUAUCACCGGCAGACGCUCCUCCAGCUCAGUGUGAGAUUUCUCCGCUGGUAUCUUAUUUUGGAGAGGGCCUCGAUCUGAUGCUGAAAGGAAAGAAGCUGCGGACUCCUCUGAUCCUGGAUCUGAUCAAGGCCAAAGACCUUCAGGCUCAGUGAUGGAACCGAACAGACCAUGAAUUCAUCUGUGAACUGGAAAAUCAAAUCUCCAUCUCCCAUAAUUCUCACUUUUUUAAGAGCUACAAAUAAAUGUGAUCAUUUUAAAUCUAAGAGGGGAAUUUUAAUAAAAAUUUUUUUACUUCUAAUAAAAAAUAUGUUCUAAAAAGCAAA